GAGAGAGUUGCAUCCAUUAGUUUAAUCUUUAAUGGCGUGUUUGUAAGACUUUUCCAACAUAUCCCCUCGUGGGGAUUGACUGUCUCCCUCCCUCUACCAUUCCCUUCUUUAAAUAAAUACCUCAAACUUCCUCCAUUCUGAACAGAGUGUGAGCUCUCUCGCUUUCUUCACCAAUUCUCACCCAGACCAACUUGUGUAAGAAAACCCAGAUUGACUAACAGAUUAAGAAGAUGGUGAGAGCUCCUUGCUGCGCGAAGAUGGGGCUGAACAGAGGCCCUUGGACUCUCGAAGAGGACCAAAUCCUCACCUCCUACAUUCAGAAAUACGGCCACAGCAACUGGCGCGCUCUGCCUAAGCUCGCCGGCUUGUUGAGGUGCGGGAAGAGCUGCCGUCUACGUUGGAUAAACUACCUAAACCCGGAAAUCAAGCGAGGCAAUUUCAGCAGAGAAGAAGAGGACGCCAUCAUCGACCUCCACGAAUUGCUCGGAAACAAGUGGUCGGCGAUUGCAGCGAAGCUGCCGGGGAGGACGGACAACGAAAUUAAGAAUGUAUGGCAUACCCAUUUGAAGAAGAGAUUGUUGAAGCAAAAGAAGAACCAAGGAGGAGGAAAUUACUCGCCGCAGCAAUUCUCCUCUGUUCAGGAAUGCUCUGUUUCAGCGACGGCGAAUACGUCUGAAACAGAGUCUACAGAGAGCCAGAGCGACGCGGCUCUGUCGCAUCAACCGUCGAGCAGCGGCAGCGGCGCCGUUUUUUCAGUCUCGUCUGACAAUUCGAUUGCGGCAACCGCGAGCAAUUACGUGGAAAUCUUGCCGGAGGAGGAGGAGUUCCCGGUGCUUAUCGAUGAGGCGUUUUGGUCGGCGCCGGAGGAGGAGGAGUCAGGGGAAUACUUGCAAUUUGAUCCCCAAAUCAAUUCCUUGGAUUUUUCUGUCCUGAAUCCUGAUGAAGGGAUGAACGGCGGCGGGGGUUUUCCAAGGAUUGAUGAGGGUAUGGAUUUCUGGUACGAUCUGUUCGUCCAAGCUGGAGGAAUUGAAGGAUUAUGAAGUUAUAACUUAACGCCCGUCACUAAAGAACGUCAGGGGAACAGAAGGAGCAUUUUCCGGUACCCUUAUUUUGAUUGUUAGCUACUGAUUGUCCGGAGAUGGCAGGAAAGGCGAUAAAACAGUACAUAAUGAGUAGUUUGAUUUGCCUUCUGUUCUCUGGGAUUUUACACACUCGGUUUCUUCAAAUAAAAAUAUAUUUGAUUAGAUCAGCAUAAAAAGAGGCCUUUGAUACUUGAACAAAUUCUUAGAUCGUGA
This is a messenger RNA of Linum tenue, 1295 nucleotides long. NCBI's taxonomy places the organism in Eukaryota, Viridiplantae, Streptophyta, Magnoliopsida, Malpighiales, Linaceae. The record is from the annotation of a GenBank genome assembly.